GAUAAGGCAAAAAUGCCUAUACAUUGGUGAGCAAUCCUAAUAAAAGUAUAGGUUAUUAAACCCAAAUUUAGGAACUGAUAUAUAUAUAUAUAAUUAUAUCUGGUGUUUGGAGAUUAUUUCUGUUUUUCAGACGAACCCUUAGUUGGCAUACUUUUAGAGAAAAAAUAAAGAAUUAUUUUUAUCACAAGUCUGUCAUAUUAUUGUCAUUAGCAUUGUCCCAGCAUGGAUCCAAAUGACCAUUCUAAUCCGUUUGGUGACAUUGAGCCAGAUAAUAAUCCAUCGUUCUAUGGAAAUCCAUCUGUGAUCAACGACCCGUAUGGAAAGCUUAACAAUGAGCUUUCUAACAAUGACUCAAUAGCCAUUAGUGGCGAAUAUCACACUGACGAAGAUGAAAUUGUUGACGUUCAAAAUAUACCCCAGACCUCCAAUGAACGGCCAAUUAAACAUAAGCAUAGCCAUAGUAACAACGGUGGUGGACUUAAUAUCAACGAUUCGUUAGUCAUGUCCAACAAGAUCUCUCAAAUAAUUCAUAAUAAGAGCUCUCUUAAAAUAGAUGUUACCUCUACCGAGAGACUUAUGAACUCCACAGUGAUUGUUUAUUGUAUACACCUUUCACUUGAGGGGGAAUCUGGAGAUUCUGAUAUAGUGGUUAAGAGAAGAUAUAGUGAGUUUAAAUCCCUUCGGGAUAAUUUAAUGAGACUUUUCCCAACAUUGAUUAUCCCUCCAAUCCCUCAAAAGCAUUCCCUUUUCACAUAUUUAAUGUCAACCAUAAAUAAUUCUGAAGAGAUGUCAAUCAUUCAAACUAGACGAAGGUUAUUCAGCUCGUUUUUGAAUGAUUUGGUGUUCAAUUCAAAUGAAAGAAUUUCCAAUUGUCGACUUCUUCAUAAAUUUUUAGAUCCAAACUACGAAAUGUGUUGGGAUAAUGCCAUACAUGAACCACCAAUCUCGUUGGUUCCAGAUCAUCUUUUGUUAGCGAACCCGAUAGAUCCAACUAAUCAAAACGGUCUAUAUUCACUCUUGCCCAAUAUUAAUGGUGGAUAUGAUUCGUCUGGUGUACCAAGUGGAACAACUGAUAAUUUGGGACCUUUAAAGAAAUAUAAUGAAGAUUUACACAAAUUAAAAGAACAAAUCCAUGUUUUGGAAUUAAAACAAUCGAAACAAGGAGAUCUUUUGGAACUGGGUAAGACAAAUACUGAAUCUUUAUUAUUAACAACUUCAAAAUUUAGUGAAAUUCCAAUUGAUUUGAUGAAAUUUGAAACAAAUUUCUUUCAUAGUAUUAAGAUUUCUAAUGAUUUAGAUAAAUUAAAUACUAGAACUGGUAAGAAUUUGAAAUCUUUAAUUGGUACUCUUAUAGAAUUGGGAAGUAAUUUGAAUAAUUUUUCAUUACAAGUUCAUUCCCCAGAACAAAAUGGAACUGAAUUAACAUUAGCAUCUCAAAUUGAAAAGUUUGGUUCUACAAUUGAUUCAGUGUUUUUAAAUUAUGAAUCAUACAUUAUGAAUAGUUUUGUACCUAAAUGGCAAGAACCAAUUCAUCAGCUUAUUCAACAUUAUUUGACUGCAGUACAAUUAUUGAGAUUUUACAAAUUAAAGUUGAUUCAAUAUAAACUUUUGUAUAAGUCAAGAAUUAGAAAAUCUCAAGAACUUGAGUCAUUUACAAUUAAUUUGGAUUCACAACAACAAAUAAAUGAAGCGUUGAAAAAUGGACUAGAACUUAAUAGUCCAAGCAUCACCGAAGCUGUGCGAAAGUUUGAACUGAAACAACGUAAAUAUAAGAAUUCACUUUCUGGUAGUCAUAAAAAAAGUUGGUAUGGAUUAUUUGGUGGUAAAUCAACAUCAAGUGCAAACUAUGAAAGUUUUAAACGUUCGAAUGAAGCUUUGUCAUCACCAGGAAGAGGUGAAGGUGUUAAUAAUCCAUUGGAGGCAUCUGAAGAAAUCUCGAAUGCUCAUCAAUAUCAAUUUAAGAACAAAAUUGAACAGAUUGAACGAGAAAUCGUGAAACUUGACCAACUUAUAGACCUUACAAAUGUUGAUAUGGUUGAUUUAACGAAGGAAUUGGAAGUAAAUUUUGAAGAUUUUAUGAGAUUACUUGAAAAGAGAUGGUUAGUAGUAAUGAUUGAUUUUAUACGUGGAGGAAAGAAAUUAUUUGAAGAAAAUUUGGGAUCAUGGCAGAAUAUGAAGGAUAGCAUUAGUUAAUUAUCUAUAAUAUAUUUAUAAACAUCUAUAU
[Candida] anglica is the source of this 2224-nucleotide messenger RNA. Lineage: Eukaryota; Fungi; Ascomycota; Pichiomycetes; Serinales; Debaryomycetaceae. The record is from the annotation of a GenBank genome assembly.